AUGGAGAUCUCAAACACAACUUCUAUGCACAACUUCACACUUCUUGGACUUUCCAAUUUCAUACAUCUGAAAUUCUUCUAUUUUGCCAUCAUCUUGCUAAUCUACCAAGUAGCUUUAUUAGGAAACACGCUGCUCUUCACAGUGGUAAUGGUUACUCCAAGACUGCACAGUCCCAUGUAUUUUUUCCUCAUCCAGCUCUCGUUUGUUGAUAUGGGUUUGUCUUCUUCAGUUGUACCCAAGAUUUUGACAAACACCUUAUCUAAAGAAAAGAGCAUCUCGUUCUUAGGCUGUGCAGCCCAGCUGUACUUCUCAUCGGUAUUUGGAGAAACAGAGGCUUUGUUACUGUCGAUCAUGUCCUAUGACAGAUAUGCAGCCAUCUGCCACCCUUUGCACUAUACCACUAUAAUGAACAGAAAGCUUUGCAUUUAUUUGGUUGUAGGGAGUUGGGUUUCAUGCCUUUCAUUACUCAUUGUUCAUACAUUUCUAACCUUUCAGCUCCCCUUUUGUAAAUCGCAUCAUGUCAACCACUAUUUUUGUGAAAUGCCUGCUUUGCUCCGUCUGUCUUGCAAGGACACCUGGAUGAAUGAAAUGCUGAUGUAUAUUUCAGCUGGGAUCCUAGCUCUUGCUGCCUUCCUACUGAUACUUAUUUCUUAUAUACGUAUUCUGCUGGAAAUCUUGAAAAUCAAAUCUUCUAUGGGGAGGAGAAACACCUUCUCUACAUGUCUAUCAGAUAUUACUGUGUUAACUUUGUUUUAUGGAAAUAUUAGCCUCAAUUAUAUGUGCCCGAAUUCCAGUUACUCCCCAGAUCGACAGAAGGUCUUGUCUCUUCUUUACAUGGCAGUGACUCCAAUGCUAAAUCCUAUAGUUUACAGCUUGAAAAACAGAGAAUACCUUGAUUCCCUAAGAGGAUGGGUGGCCAGAUUCAAACUUUCUCAAGAGCAUUUUUAA
This is a messenger RNA of Xenopus laevis (African clawed frog), 948 nucleotides long. RefSeq names its product olfactory receptor 5G3-like. The record is from RefSeq and is a predicted model, not a curated record. Lineage: Eukaryota; Metazoa; Chordata; Amphibia; Anura; Pipidae. Bases 1 to 948 code for a protein of 315 amino acids. The transcript has a single exon.